UCCACUUUUCUCCUCAGCUCUACCUCAAGAGCGCUAUAAGACAUCAACCUUAAACCCCGAGAAAAGCCAAAAACAAAUUACAGCUUCUAGUUCGAGUAUCCAUCAAUGGUGGGUUUGGGCAAGAGCGCCAUGGAAUGGCUCCAAGAUCCGCUGAGCUGGCUGUUCGUUGCCUCGGUGGCCUUCGUGGUGUUCCAGCGGUGCCGGCGGGGCAAGGCGCCGCCGUUUCCUCCGGGGCCGAACCCGCUGCCCAUCGUCGGCAACAUGUCGAUGAUGGACCAGCUUACCCACCGGGGCCUCGCGGCGCUGGCGAAGCAGUACGGCGGCCUUCUCUACCUCCGCCUUGGCAAGCUCCAUGCCUUCGCCGUGUCGACGCCGGAGUACGCCCGGGAGGUGCUGCAGGCGCAGGACGGCGCCUUCUCCAACCGGCCGGCGACCAUCGCCAUCGCCUACCUCACCUACGACCGUGCCGACAUGGCGUUCGCGCACUACGGGCCCUUCUGGCGCCAGAUGCGCAAGCUCUGCGUGAUGAAGCUCUUCAGCCGGCGCCGUCCGGAGACGUGGAUCGCCGUGCGCGACGAAUCCGCGGCGCUCGUCCGCGCCGUGGCUCGGCGGAGCGGCGAGUCCGUGAACCUCGGCGAGCUCAUAUUCAACCUUACCAAGAACGUCAUCUUCCGCGCCGCCUUCGGUGCCGGCGCCGCCGCGGACGGCGACGGCGGCAAGCAGGACGAGUUCAUCGCUAUCCUCCAGGAGUUCUCCAAGCUCUUCGGCGCGUUCAACAUCGGCGACUUCUUCCCGUGGCUCAGCUGGGCGGACCCGCAGGGCAUCAACGUGCGCCUCCGCGCCGCACGCGCCGCCCUCGACGAGUUCAUCGACAAGAUCAUCGACGAGCACAUGGCGAGGGGCAAGAACCCGGACGACGUCGACGCGGACAUGGUGGACGACAUGCUGGCGUUCCUCCCUGAGGCGAAGCCCAAGAAGGCCGCCGGCGACGGCGGGGAUGAGCUGCAGAACACGCUUCGCCUCACGCGUGACAACAUCAAGGCCAUCAUCAUGGACGUGAUGUUUGGCGGGACCGAGACGGUGGCGUCGGCAAUUGAGUGGGCGAUGGCGGAGAUGAUGCACAGCCCGGACGACCUCCGUCGAUUACAGAAGGAGCUCGUCGACACGGUGGGUCUCGACCGGAAUGUGAACGAGUCGGACCUCGACAAGCUCCCCUUCCUCAAGUGUGUCAUCAAGGAGACGCUCCGGCUGCACCCGCCCAUCCCACUGCUCCUCCAUGAGACCGCCGAAGACUGUGUUGUCGGGGGCUACUCCGUGCCCCGAGCCUCUCGCGUCAUGAUCAACGUUUUCGCCAUCGGCCGCGACGCCAAGGCAUGGAAGGAUCCGGACACAUUCCGACCGUCGCGGUUCAUCGCAGGGGAAGGGGAGGCUGCCGGCGUCGACUUCAAGGGCGGCUGCUUCGAGUUCCUGCCAUUUGGAUCCGGGCGACGCUCGUGCCCUGGGAUGGCGCUUGGCCUGUAUGCGCUGGAGCUCGCCGUCGCUCAGCUCACCCACGGGUUCAGCUGGGCGCUACCUGAUGGCAUGAAGCCGUCAGAGCUCGACAUGAGUGACAUCUUCGGCCUCACCGCGCCGCGUGCCACGAGGCUCUAUGCCGUGCCCACACCCCGGCUCACCUGCCCCUUGGUCGUUGACAUUGAUGUCGACAGCGCGCAUCAGGCGUGAUAUCGUACGUGCGAGUGUGUGCGCCCGUUGCCUUUGCGUGUGCCGUCAACAGUAUCUACCAGCUGUGCAAGGGGGGGGGGUGUUUGAUGGGAGGUGGUGGAGGUACCAUUGCAAGAGUUUGGUGGUUUUCUCUUGCAUUUUGUUGUUGUUUUCUUUUUUGUUUCUGAUACUGUAGAACAUAAUAAGGGGAUGUCCAUGCUACCUGCGUGCAUACUUAGGUUACAAUUAAGCAUAUGAUGGAUGUUCUAUGACUAAGAACAUAAACUGUAUAAACCGUAUUAUUUGAGACUUGUUGGGUCCAAAUUCUGUAAAUUUUCUUUGUAUGACAAUUUUCUUUUAAGGCAAAAAUUUCCACC
Hordeum vulgare subsp. vulgare (domesticated barley) is the source of this 2078-nucleotide messenger RNA. Its product is annotated as cytochrome P450 84A1-like. Gene Ontology annotation, biological process: lignin biosynthetic process. Gene Ontology annotation, molecular function: oxidoreductase activity, acting on paired donors, with incorporation or reduction of molecular oxygen; monooxygenase activity; heme binding. The transcript is spliced from 2 exons. The record is from RefSeq and is a predicted model, not a curated record. Bases 106 to 1722 code for a protein of 538 amino acids. Lineage: Eukaryota; Viridiplantae; Streptophyta; Magnoliopsida; Poales; Poaceae.